AUGCGAAGAGGAAUCUAUACGUUCCGUAGAGGAUUUGCUUCGAAAACUCCACGAGAUGUUUACGAUGCGAUAGUCGUAGGAGGCGGCCACAAUGGACUCACUGCUGCAGCGUACCUGGCACGUGCUGGAAAACGUGUUUGUGUUCUUGAGAGAAGAGAAGUGUUGGGAGGAGCUGCAGUUACAGAGGAAAUAGUGCCAGGUUUCAAAUUCUCUCGUGCUUCAUAUCUUCUUAGCCUAAUUCGGCCAAUUGUCAUCAAAGAUCUUAAUCUGAAAGACCAUGGAUUACGAUAUCACAUUCGGAAUCCCAGCUCCUUCACCCCUGUUCGUAAUUCGAAAGAUAGUCUACUUCUUGGACUUGAUAUGCAAGAGAAUUGCAACGAAAUAGGGAAAUUUUCCGAACGAGAUGCUGAGGCGUUCCCCAAAUAUGAAGCGUUUAUCGAACGAAUAGUACGUCCUUUGGAGCCGAUGAUGGACGAAGUGCCAAUCGAUAUUCAACAUUCGUCCAAAUGGGAGCUGUUCCUGAAAUCAUGGAAAGUGAUCAGAAGAGUGCAGCAAUCCAUGAAUGCCACGGAUGUAGUGGAUUUCUAUGAACUGAUGACGGCACCGAUUGCUAAGAUUAUGAAUAAAUGGUUCGAGAACGAUAUCCUGAAAGCUACACUUGGAACCGAUGGUGUCAUUGGAUUCGCAGCCAGUCCCUACGACGCCGGAACCGGCUACGUUCUUCUUCAUCAUGUUCUCGGAGGAAUGGAUAAUCGCAGCGGAACAUGGGCAUAUGUGAUCGGAGGCAUGGGAGCGGUAUCGUCAGCAAUCGCGAAAUCUGCGCAAAACCAUGGAGCAGAGAUCUUUACUGAACAGGAAGUUGACGCAAUCCUCGUGGACAAUUCCGCUGUACAAGGAGUUCGCCUAUCAAAUGGUAAAGAAAUUCACGCUGGAAUAGUCUUAUCAAACGCCACGCCUAGGAUCACAUUCGAAGAAUUGAUCGAUCAGUCCCAUCUUCCUAGAACGUUUUUGAAUGCAGUGAAAUCGAUCGACUACACUUCGCCUGUCACUAAAAUAAACAUAGCUGUACGUGAACUCCCAUCCUUCAUCUGCAAACCAAAUAUCGGUAAUGGCCCGAUGCCGCAUCAUCAAACAACGAUCCAUCUUAACUGUGAAAGCAUGGAACUCGUCGAUGAAGGAGUACAGGAUUUCCGUAACGGAAACUGGAGCCAAAGACCAGUCAUUGAAAUGACUAUUCCAUCAACAGUUGAUCGGUCACUUGUACCAGACGAUCAUUCGCAUGUGAUGUCGUUAUUCACUCAGUACACCCCUUAUGAACUACGGAAUGGAUGUUGGGACAAAAAUACUAAGGAACAGUACGCAAAACACGUAUUUAACGAAAUAGAUGCGUACGCACCGAACUUCUCCUCUUCUAUCAUCGGAUACGAAGUUCUACCACCACCGGAUAUCGAACGAAUUUUUGGACUCACUGGAGGAAACAUUUUUCACGGUUCAAUGUCACUAGAUCAAUUGUAUUUCACCCGCCCCGUAUCUCAUCACAGCAACUAUAGAACACCUAUACGAGGCCUGUUCUUGUGUGGAAGUGGAGCACAUCCAGGAGGUGGAGUUACUGGAGCACCGGGAAGGCUCGGAGCUCAUGUAGCCUUACAGGGAUGA
Necator americanus (New World hookworm) is the source of this 1656-nucleotide messenger RNA. RefSeq lists its product as uncharacterized. The transcript has 16 exons. The record is from RefSeq and is a predicted model, not a curated record. Bases 1 to 1656 code for a protein of 551 amino acids. NCBI's taxonomy places the organism in Eukaryota, Metazoa, Nematoda, Chromadorea, Rhabditida, Ancylostomatidae. Gene Ontology annotation, molecular function: oxidoreductase activity.